CGCCGCCAAAUUUCACAAAAAACCAAAACAAAACAAAGCAGCUAAUCACAGCAGACAAGCAGCAGCCGUUUACGAUCUCAAUUAGCCAACUCUUAGAACGACAGCAGCAGCAAAAAUGCUGGCCACACAGCAGCAACAGCAGCAGCAGCCACAGCAGCAACAUACAGCGGCAGCAGCGACAGCAGCAGCAGUAACUCUUGAGGAUGCGGUUAUGGAGCGACAGCGUCGGGAUUCCAGCACCUCGGAGUCGUCGCUGGAGCAUCUGGAUCUGGGGCGCACGCCAAAGAAGCUGAGCAGCAGCAGCGGUGCGCCGCAGCCGACGUCGACGCCGAAUGUUGAGGCAACGUCGCGGAAACGCAAGAUGCGACAGCAGCAGCAGCAGCAGCAGCAGCAGCAGCUGCAAAUCUUGUACUCUGACGAGGAAGACGAACAACAGCAACAGCAGCAGCAGCAGCAGCAGCAACAGUUGCUGGAGUCGGUGCAGUCGAUUCAUCGCAUACGCCACAAGCAGCGCCGCAGCGGCAAUGCAGUCGCCGCCGCUGCCAGCGCCAGCAUCGUGGUCGACUACAGCGUCGGCAGCGAUGCCAGCUCGCUGCGCAAAAAGUUUCGUCUGAAUCGCAGCAGCAUCAGCACCCACAACGACGACCUCUCCGAGUCGGGCUUCGUCGAUGGCAGCGGCUUCUUGCUCAGCGCCAGCGGCGUGGCUCAGUCGGCGGCGGCGACGGCGACGGCAGCGCAGCAGCAGCAACAGCAACAGCAGCAGCAGCAGCAGCAGUUGCAGCAGGGCUCCGGCAGCAGCUCGGGCGGCUCCUCGCCGCAAGGGCUCUGCCACUCGAGCGCCGAGUCGGGCAUCAGCGCCGGCGACGAGCAUAUGAAAUAUGUCUGCCCCAUCUGCGAGGUUGUCUCGGCCACGCCCCACGAGUUCACCAAUCACAUUCGAUGCCACAACUAUGCCAACGGCGACACCGAGAACUUCACCUGCCGCAUUUGCUCCAAGGUGCUCUCGUCAGCCUCCUCGCUGGACAGACACGUCCUGGUGCACACCGGGGAGCGACCCUUCAACUGUCGCUAUUGCCACCUGACCUUCACGACAAAUGGAAACAUGCAUCGGCACAUGCGCACGCACAAGCAGCAUCAGCAGCAGCAGCAGCAGCAGCAGCAGUCACAGCAGUCACAGCAGCAGCAGCAGCAGCAGCCACAGCAGCAGCAGCCGCAGCAGCAACAGCAGCAGUUGCAGCGACACCAGCAACAUGCGGCCUCAAAUGCGGUGGCUCAGCGGGCCGAGAGCUAUGAAAGCGAUGCCAGUUGCUCCACGGACAUAUCCAGCAGCAGCAGCAGUGCAGCCAGCAACAACAACAACAACAACAACAGCCAAGCGAACAACAACAACAGUGAGGAGCAGCAACUGUUGCUGGCGUGCAAGCAGCAGCAGCUGAAAACAAACAUCAACAACAACAACAUCAUUGUAAGCGAUGAACGAGCGCUGGAUGCCGAUGCAGAUGGGGAUGGGGAGGCCGACGAUGAUGUGGAUGGAGAGGCUGCCGAUGGCGAGAGCGUGGACGUGGCACAGAUGAUAACGAGCACGCCCGAUGUGGCCACAUUGCUGGCAACGUCGUCGGGCAACAGCAGCCCGACGACGCCCGAGCCUGAGUCGGAGGCGCUGCUCGGCUGCCCCGUCUGCAGUGCCGAUGAGUUCGAGACGCGUGCGGCGCUGUACGCCCACUUGGAGGCGGAGCACGCCGAUAUACCGGCCAAGUGCCGCGAGUGCCAGGUGAUCUUUGCCACACAGCGGCAGCUGCAGGCGCAUAGCUGUCGCGGCUUGCAGCUGCCGCCGCUGCUGGGCGCCAGCUCCUCGCCGCUGCACAAGCAGGAGCCAGCGGAAGAGGACGAGGAUGAGCAGCAGCAGCAGCAGCACCAGCACCAGCACGAGGAUGAGGCAGACGGCGACGACGACGAGGACGAGAUGCGACUGCAGGCGAACAGCGAGCGGGAUGAGUUCUUUCAGCAACUGUAUCUGAAGGGCAAGUCGGGCGGCUCCUCGCUGCCGUCGCCCAUCAAGCACGAGCCAUCGGAGCAGCGCCAGGAUCUGGCCGAUAUACAGAGCAUCCUGCAAAUGACCAGCUCCAGCUGCACGUCCAGCUUCUUGCGCAACUUCGAGCACAACGUGAACACGCCCUGCUCCAGCCAGUACAGCGUGGACGGGCGCGAUGGCGAGGAGGAGGCCCAGGACGCGUUCACCAGCGAGUUCCGGCGCAUGAAGCUGCGCGGCGAAUUCCCCUGCAAGCUCUGCUCGGCCGUCUUUCCCAAUCUGCGCGCGCUCAAGGGCCACAAUCGCGUCCACCUGGCGGCCGUCGGCGCCGCCGGGCCCUUUCGCUGCAACAUGUGCCCCUAUGCCGUCUGCGACAAGGCGGCUCUGGUGCGGCACAUGCGCACCCACAACGGCGACCGGCCCUACGAGUGCGCCGUCUGCAACUACGCCUUCACCACGAAGGCCAACUGCGAGCGGCAUCUGCGCAAUCGGCACGGCAAGACGAGCCGCGACGAGGUGAAGCGCGCCAUCGUCUAUCAUCCGGCUGAGGAUGCCAGCUGCGAGGAUAUCAAGCCCAAGCUGGAUCCGGAUCUGUCGGAGCUCAGCUUUCGCUCGCUCAGUCCCUCGCCGUCGACCACGAAUGCCGAGCCGAGCUCCCAGCUGAAGCACAUGCUGCUGGCAGAGCAGCCCAGCAAACAGCAGCAGCAGCAGCAGCAGCAACAGUCGCCGCAGCAGCAGCAGCAGCCGGCGCAGCCUGCCCUGAAGAUUCAGGUGAAGAGCUUGGACCAGCUGGUGGAGAAGCCGCUGGCACCUGCCAUGGAUCUGAGCAUGGAUGUGCUGGAUCUAAGCAAGAAGCCGCAGCGCGAGCAUGACGUGCUCUUGCAGCAGCAGCAGCAGCAGCAGCAACAGCAGCAGCAGCAGCAGCAGCAACAAUUGCUCUUCAAUCCAGGUGAUGCUGCCACACAGUACAUGCAGCUGCUGCGCAACCUGAUGCUGCAGCAAUCGUCCGGCUUUCCGUUCUUUGGCCUGAUGGCGCCGCCGCCAGCGGCAGCAGCUGCGCUGGAGAAGUCAGCGCCGGCGUUGGCAGUGCCAGCGACAGCAGCAACAGUUGCUGCAGUGCCGCCGCCUCUGGGCCUGCCACUGGGCGGCCUGGGCGUGCCGGUGCCAGCGGCCGGGCCCGUCAAGAUGGUCAUCAAGAACGGCGUGCUGAUGCCCAAGCAGAAGCAGCGUCGCUAUCGCACCGAGCGGCCCUUCGCCUGCGAGCACUGCUCGGCCAGAUUCACGCUGCGCUCCAACAUGGAGCGCCACGUCAAGCAGCAGCAUCCGCAGUUCUAUGCGCAGCGCCAGCGCAGCGGGCAUCAUGUGAUGCGUGGACGCGCCGCCAACUCGGGUGCAGCGGCAGCAGCAGCGGCGGCGGCGGCAGCGGCAGCCGCAGCAGCAGCCAUGACAAAUCUGCAUCAGCAGCAGCAGCAGCAGCAGCAGCAACAUGCGCCCAUAUCGGAGCAGGUGAAAUACGCGAUAUUGGCGCAGCAGCUGAAGGCGCGCAAGGAUACGGACUUGCUGCAGCAGGCGCUGGCGCAUGGCUCUAGCAGCGUCGUCGUCAAUCCAUUGCUGCACUUUGGCUACAACAACAACGGCAGCAGCAGCAGCAACAAUGGCAACGGCAGCAGCAGCAGCAGCAAUCAGGCGCAGCAGCAACAGCUGCCCGUGGAUGACGAUGAGCCGCCCAAGCUGAUCAUAGACGAAGACGAUGAAGAGGAGUUUGAUGACAUAGACGAGGAGGAGGAGGAGGAGGAGGAGGAGGACGAGUUGGAGCAGGACGAGCAACAGCAGCAGCAGCAGCAGCAGGCGGAAGAGCAGCAACAACAACUGGAGCAAGUGCAGCCCAUUGAGGUGGACGCCAAGGACGAGCCAGAGCCGCGCGCCGAGGCAAGCGAGCCGAAAGCCAAGCCCAGUGGCGAGCCAACGACUAUGAAGACAAUGAUUGCCCAAGCCGAGUCGGUGGCCAAGUCCCUGAAAGAGGUGGCCAGCUCGCCGUUCAAGGACGAAUCUCAGGACCUGGUGCCGGUGGCCAAGCUGGUGGACAAUGCCACCAGCAACCAGGUGUCGUUCCACAGCUACUUUCGGCCCAGCGAUGUGGCCAAUCACAUGGAGCAGAGCGACGAGGAGGGCCUCGUCGCCUCCGGCAGCGCCAGCGAGAGCAACAACUCCGGCACCGAAGACGUCACCAGCAGCAGCAGCUGCAGCGAGCCGAAGAAGAAGUCCGCCUACAGCCUGGCCCCGAACCGCGUCAGCUGCCCCUACUGCCAGCGCAUGUUCCCCUGGAGCAGCUCGCUGCGUCGCCACAUCCUGACCCACACGGGCCAGAAGCCGUUCAAGUGCUCCCAUUGCCCGCUGCUGUUCACCACGAAGAGCAACUGCGAUCGCCAUCUGCUGCGCAAGCACGGCAACGUCGAGUCCGCCAUGUCGGUCUAUGUGCCCACCGAGGACGUCAGCGAGCCGAUACCCGUGCCCAAGUCGGUCGAGGAGAUCGAGCUGGAGGAGCAGCGCCGCCGCAAAGCGGCCGAAAAGGAGCGCCAGCUGGAGCUGGAGCGGGAGCGCGAACGCGAGCGUGAACUGGAGCUGGAGCGCGAACGUGAACUGGAACGGGAGCGCAAGCAGCAACAGCUCAUCCUGACCGCAGCCGCUCAGCUCAACCAGCAAAUGGUGGCAGCUGCCCAAGCGGCCCAAGCAGCUGCCGCAGCCCAAGCCGCAGCUGCCCUCAGCAGCACCGCAGCCGAGGCCAAUGGCAGCGAGCUGCCCUACAAGUGUCACCUGUGCGAGUACUCGUUCGGCGAGCGGCUGCAGUGCCUCGACCACAUCAAGCAGCAGCACGCGCAGGAGUUCGCCCUGCUGCUGGCCAAGGGCGCCAUCGAAACGGAGCAGGAGGCGGCAGCGACAACAGCAACAGCUGCCGCUGCCGCUGCAUCCAAUGCCGCCGUCUCUGAGGACGAGUCCGGCACUGGACGCAGCUCUGGCAAGUAUCCGGACUACAGCAAUCGCAAGGUGAUCUGCGCCUUCUGCGUGCGUCGCUUCUGGUCCACGGAGGACCUGCGCCGUCACAUGCGCACCCACUCGGGCGAGCGGCCGUUCCAGUGCGAGAUCUGCCUGCGCAAGUUCACGCUGAAGCACAGCAUGCUGCGGCACAUGAAGAAGCACAGCGGACGCAGUCACAAUGGGGAGCAGGGCGGCUCCGACUGCUCCGACGAUGAGCAAAUGGCAACGCCGCCGACGACACCAACGCCCACGGCCAUGCCCAUGCCCAUGCCAAUGCCCAGCAACAACAACAACAACAACACUUGCCACAACAACAACAACAACAACAACGGCAGCAGCAAGAGCCUGCGUCUGCCCAAGCUGCACGAGCUGCUGGACAAGGCGAACGAGUGGCGCGUCAGCCGCCUGGGCGAGCACAAGGAAAACAUUGCCGAAUCCUCAGCGCCCACAACAGCGGCAGCCGUCGGCGUGGGCGUGGGCGUGGCCAGCGGCGAUUUCCUCGGCAAUCUGCUGGGCAUCACCGACCAAGGCAUACUCAACAAGCUGCUCAGCUCGCCCGACGAGGCGGCCAAGCUGCUGGGCGUCGAAAAGUGAAAGGAAACCAACAAAAUUAAACAGAGGCGUUGGAGGCGCACCCUCUAAGCCAGCUCAGUAGUCCUAGUCUUAGACAGCUAGCAAAAAGAAACAAAACAUGAAAUAAGCAAGC
Drosophila hydei is the source of this 5771-nucleotide messenger RNA. It is a transcript of the gene peb, whose product is annotated as zinc finger protein 236. The record is from RefSeq and is a predicted model, not a curated record. The coding region runs from base 116 to 5659 and encodes 1847 amino acids. Gene Ontology annotation, biological process: regulation of transcription by RNA polymerase II. Lineage: Eukaryota; Metazoa; Arthropoda; Insecta; Diptera; Drosophilidae. Gene Ontology annotation, cellular component: nucleus. Gene Ontology annotation, molecular function: DNA-binding transcription activator activity, RNA polymerase II-specific; RNA polymerase II cis-regulatory region sequence-specific DNA binding. The transcript has 3 exons.